This is a messenger RNA of Microdochium trichocladiopsis, 501 nucleotides long. RefSeq lists its product as uncharacterized. The transcript has 3 exons. Bases 1 to 501 code for a protein of 166 amino acids. The record is from RefSeq and is a predicted model, not a curated record. NCBI's taxonomy places the organism in Eukaryota, Fungi, Ascomycota, Sordariomycetes, Xylariales, Microdochiaceae.
AUGGCGGCGCUGUCUCAUUUGCCCACAAAAUCUGUCAAAUCUGCCAUCACUUUUCGCAAUUGUGUUACUGGUCUGCGAGUAGUGUUAUGUUAUAUCAUUGAGGAAACAUGCUGGAAAGCGCUGUACGAGCAAACGAAACUCCUACUUGAGCAAACAAAACCUUUGCUUGAGGAAUACCAAUCGCGAAACCGCUAUCUCUCAGACCUGGUAGAGAAGUGUGCUGAAGAGCUCGACGAGCACACCUUGAAGGAGGAGCUCCUCGAGAUGCUGGUAGACCAGCACAAAGAAACUCUGGCAGAGAUCGUCAGAGACAAUUCAGACAAGGACUAUGUCAUCGCAACACAAGAAUUUCUCUUAGGCGCCGCAAGAGAAGAGGCGGAAGAUUUGGGAAAAUGCGUGAUUGAGAAAAAUGGGCUGCUGGUUGCGCUCCAAGCUUCGGAACAAUACGGCAUAGCAGAAGAAAGCGAGCCCCAAACGAAGAAGAGAAGACUCAGGUACUGA